Messenger RNA from Microthlaspi erraticum, 207 nucleotides. NCBI's taxonomy places the organism in Eukaryota, Viridiplantae, Streptophyta, Magnoliopsida, Brassicales, Brassicaceae. The record is from the annotation of a GenBank genome assembly.
AUGGGACGUGAGGAGCAAGGAAGGAUUCAGUGCAUGGACGCAGCUCAAGUGGAUACGCUAAGGAAGAAGGAGGAAGCCGCCUUGAAGACCAGCUCGUCCACCUGCUCGACCAUCCAGUCGAGUUCCUCAACUCGACCGGCAAAGUUCAACUCGAUCGAGCUGGGAAGUCAAAUGAGUAGUUACCCAUUAGGGUUUGAGAUGGGAUAG